This is a messenger RNA of Oncorhynchus tshawytscha (Chinook salmon), 1612 nucleotides long. RefSeq names its product metabotropic glutamate receptor 4-like. NCBI's taxonomy places the organism in Eukaryota, Metazoa, Chordata, Actinopteri, Salmoniformes, Salmonidae. Gene Ontology annotation, biological process: regulation of synaptic transmission, glutamatergic; G protein-coupled glutamate receptor signaling pathway. Gene Ontology annotation, cellular component: membrane. The transcript is spliced from 6 exons. Gene Ontology annotation, molecular function: adenylate cyclase inhibiting G protein-coupled glutamate receptor activity. The record is from RefSeq and is a predicted model, not a curated record. The coding region runs from base 206 to 1612 and encodes 468 amino acids.
GAGAGAGAGAGAGAGAGAGAAAGCUAAUUAGUAUUACUGAGAUGGUGUCAGAGCUGAAAGACAUGAGAAGUGACUUCUGAAGAGAGUUCUGUUCUCUGAAGGAUAUUGCGGCUGACCUACAGGACAUUUGUUUGUGGGUUUUUUUUCUUCAUUUUUUCGAAGGGACUCAAUUUAGUUGGAUGCAGGUUUAGCUUAGCCUUCUGUCAUGAAUCUUCUGGGAAGCUGUAUGAAGAGGGGGCAGACUGGCUGCCACAGAGGUGGUCUGGCUGGGCCCUGUCAGGUCCUGCUCUUGGCCUGCUGUAUCCUGGUAGUCCUGGGGGCCAAGCCAAAGACACCUGGCCACAAACACCUCAACUCCAUCCGCAUAGAUGGGGAUAUCUCUCUUGGUGGCCUCUUCCCGGUACACGCCAGAGGCAACGAUGGUAAAGCCUGUGGGGAGCUGAAGAAGGAGAAGGGGAUCCACAGACUGGAGGCCAUGCUGUUUGCACUGGACCGCAUCAACAACGACCAUGAGCUGCUGCCCAACAUCACUCUGGGUGCCAGGAUCCUGGAUACCUGUUCCCGGGACACCCACGCCCUGGAGCAGUCGCUCACCUUCGUCCAGGCUCUCAUCGAGAAGGAUGGGACGGACAUCAAGUGCCUGAGCGGCGGGCCGCCCAUCAUCACCAAGCCUGAGAGGGUGGUGGGUGUCAUCGGGGCCUCCGCCAGCUCUGUGUCGAUCAUGGUUGCCAAUAUCCUGCGGCUCUUCAGGAUCCCCCAGGUGAGCUAUGCCUCCACGGCUCCAGAGCUGAGUGAUAACACGCGCUACGACUUCUUCUCCCGAGUCGUGCCCCCGGACACCUACCAGGCACAGGCCAUGGUGGACAUAGUUAAAGCCAUGCGCUGGAAUUAUGUCUCCACAGUAGCAUCAGAGGGUAACUAUGGAGAAAGCGGUGUGGAUGCCUUCAUACAGAAGUCCCGCGAAGAGGGAGGUGUGUGCAUCUCUCAGUCAGUGAAGAUACCACGAGAACCUAAGCCUGGAGAGUUUGACAAGAUCAUCCGCAGACUGUCAGAGAACCCCAAUGCACGGGUUGUUAUUCUCUUUGCCAAUGAAGAUGACAUUAGGCGGCUUCUUCAAGCAGCUAAGAAGGACAACCAGACAGGACAUUUCAUAUGGGUGGGUUCAGACAGCUGGGGGUCUAAGAUCUCCCCCAUACUCAACCAAGAGGAGAUGGCAGAAGGUGCUGUUACCAUCCUACCUAAACGGCAGUCCAUCCGAGGGUUUGAUCGCUACUUUAUCAGCAGAACUUUGGACAACAACAGAAGGAAUAUUUGGUUUGCAGAGUUCUGGGAAAACAACUUUCAGUGCAAACUCAGUCGACAUGCUCUGAAGAAAGGAUCCGGCAUCAAAAAGUGCACAAACCACGAGCGGAUCAGGAAGGACUCGUCCUAUGAGCAGGAGGGAAAGGUCCAGUUUGUGGUCGAUGCAGUCUACGCCAUGGCUCAUGCCCUGCACAACAUGCACAAGGAGCUCUGUCCAGGCAAAGUGGGCCUCUGCUCCAAAAUGGAAACCAUCAAUGGAACCAUGUUGCUCAAGUUCAUUCGCAAAGUCAACUUUACAGGUUUGUUUUAG